AUGCGCGCGAACAACGGCGUGAAAAACUGGCUCGAGCUGUACGAGAAGCCGGCGCCGGGCGCCAAAGUCACCAAGUCGAUAUCUCUGAUCAAGUAUGGAACCGGCUUGAACGGCUUUCCCGGCAUCUGCCACGGUGGCGCAUUAUUGACACUCAUGGAUGAAGCAAUGCUGCAUAUCCUGGUUGCCAAUACUGUGCUUGAACAUGGCCUUGGCUUUAUGAAAGUAGGGGAAGACUAUUGGAGACUCCAGCUUCAUGAUGGAAAGUCGGCACAAGAGGUGCUUAAGGGCCGAUUAGCCACAGCUACUAUGGACGUGAAGCUUCUGGCGCCGGUGUUAUGCCCUGGUGUUGUCGGCAUUGAAACGAUUGUAGUUGGGGACACAGGGAACAAAAUGCGGAUGAAAGCCACGAUGAGGGAUCGACAGGGCAAGCCGCUACUUACGGUCGAGGGGCUGUGGAUCAAGAUUCGCGGUGCUGCAAGACUAUAA
This is a messenger RNA of Alternaria ventricosa, 486 nucleotides long. RefSeq lists its product as uncharacterized. The record is from RefSeq and is a predicted model, not a curated record. NCBI's taxonomy places the organism in Eukaryota, Fungi, Ascomycota, Dothideomycetes, Pleosporales, Pleosporaceae. The transcript has a single exon. Bases 1 to 486 code for a protein of 161 amino acids.